UCUUUCAUGAUAUUGUAGAGAGAGAGAGAGAAUAAAAAAAAAAAAAGAGGGUCCUCGCUUCCCUUUUAAUUCUCGGGGGCACAAACACAACUUUCUCACGCCUCUCUCUAGCUUCUCAUCCGAUCUGCGACCUGUCUCAGCAAAAAAUUCAGAUACCCAUCUGCUCAAGGCAUCAGAAUUUCCAAAUUCUUGCUCUUGCUCUUGAUUUUUCAUUUUUUUAUUUUUUAUUUCUGCUUGAACUCAGUGGCGUGCGCUGGUUUUUAAUCAUGGGGAGUUGGAGAGGGCAACAAGGUUACAUUUAUUCUCAACAGCACAUUCCCUGGACUAAACCACAGAACAGAAAGCCGCCACAAGAUAGUUGGCAGUUCACUGUGCCACACUGGGAAAGGAAAUUCUGUUCGAUUGUUGGCUCAGUUCCAUGGGGAAAACUCAUAGAAACAAAGAAGUAUAUGUAUCUUUAUGAAAACAUCGUUCGGUGGAAUGAUUCUGCUGGUGAAGAGGCAUUCAACAAUGCAAAAAGCCGGUUUUGGGCGGAGAUUAAUGGUCUACCCUGUAGCAUAUCGUUGCCAGAUCCUGACAUUUAUAUCGAUGAUAUUGAUUGGAACUCCACCAUUGAUCCUGAACUGGUUUUGGAUUUGGAAAGGGAACCUAAACCCUCCAAUGAUAAAGCCCAGGAAGAGGCUGUUAUUCUCGGCAAUCCCCUCCUUUUAAAUCAGUCAUUUUCGUGCACUGGAUGGGGUGAUGAAGAAGAGGAAUUCAAAAAUAAAGAAAAUCCUGACAAUUGGAAUCGUGGAUGGAAUGAGGAUAAUAAAGAAAAUCCUUGGGAACCUGUUUCUGCUCAGAGUAAAGCAGGCGUAGGAGGAUGGGAUAACAAUUGGGAGAACAAUGCUAGUGAAUGGAAGAACAAUACUGGUGGUCCAAACAACAUGUAUUAUAGACGAACUGAUGGAGCUUUCUGGGGAAAGUCGGAUGCAAAUAGCAGGAAGAAAGAGGGUGGCAGUUGGUACAACUCAAGAUACAAGACCUCAAGAUUUAACGGCGAUCACUAUCAGAAAGAUCGAGGGUGGAGGAACGGAGGGAGAAGGAACAACAGGGUUCAUGCUGGCUAUGAAAACCUGACUUGAGGCAGUGGAACUUGGCAAUGUCAGCAAAUUUAAGAUUGCAAUGUAGUUUGGAGAAACCAGUUUUGUGAGAGUAUGCCGUACGUAUUGUAGCUUCUUUUUUUCUUUUGUUUUAUUGGGCUGUUUAUAGGGCAGGGUAUAUAAUAGGUGGUACUAUGAACUGGGGCAAAAGUUCAGCAAAUUCUAUUAAUUCAGUUUGUAUGUGUUGCAUUUUGGUCAUAUGUUGAUGAGAACUCGCCUGAGAUUUUGUAGGUCGCCUCUGAAAUUAGGUCACUGUGCAUGUCUUAGGUGAUAUGUUCGUUGAUUGUCAACAAAAAAUGUAUAAUCUGAUCAGAAUGUGAUACUUUCUCAUGAAA
Messenger RNA from Prunus mume (Japanese apricot), 1477 nucleotides. Its product is annotated as FK506-binding-like protein. Lineage: Eukaryota; Viridiplantae; Streptophyta; Magnoliopsida; Rosales; Rosaceae. The record is from RefSeq and is a predicted model, not a curated record.